Messenger RNA from Thecamonas trahens ATCC 50062, 721 nucleotides. RefSeq lists its product as uncharacterized. Gene Ontology annotation, molecular function: nucleic acid binding; protein-lysine N-methyltransferase activity. NCBI's taxonomy places the organism in Eukaryota, Apusomonadida, Apusomonadidae. Gene Ontology annotation, biological process: methylation. The record is from RefSeq and is a predicted model, not a curated record. Bases 1 to 588 code for a protein of 195 amino acids. The transcript is spliced from 2 exons.
AUGCCACCGCCGCUCGCCUCACGUAAGAAGAAGAAGAACAGGUUCCUCCGGAAGACGCCGGAGAAUGGAGACUUUAAUCAGUACUGGUACUCGGCGCUGACCAUCGAGACGCUGGUGGGCGAGGCAGUGGCGCAUGGCACACGCAUCGCCUGCCUCUCCACGCCCUCGGUUUUCUUCUCGCUGCCCAAGGAGGUCCAGGCCCGUGCCACGCUCUUCGACUACGACCGCCAGUGGGACGAGCUCGACCAGUUUGUGUUCUACGACUACCGCGAGCCUGACGACUUUCCUGCCAAGCUAACCAACACGUACGACUUCGUCGUUGUUGACCCGCCUUUCAUCACUGCCGAGGUCUGGGAGCUCUACGCAGACGUCAUCAACCGCAUGGUGGUCGAAGGUGGCAAGAUCAUUUGUACCACUGUUUCGGAGAACGCAGACUUGCUUGAUGGCCUCGUCGGCGUCAAGCCCGUCCGCUUCAAGCCACUCAUCCCUCAGCUCGUCUACCAGUACUCCAUCUUUGCCAACUACACUUCGCCCGCUCUCGACUCGCCCAAUCCCGAGGUGCCCGACGACUCGGACGACGACGCAUGAGCUGACACCCACAUCGCUGCUCCCGCGCCGGCGACGAUCGAAGCGCUGGCCGGCUGGUGGCUGCCAUCCCUCUCUUUCUCCUCUCUCACGCUGCGAAACGUCUUGCAUCCGAUGAACACCCACCACCCGUCCA